Galeopterus variegatus (Sunda flying lemur) is the source of this 1650-nucleotide messenger RNA. RefSeq names its product family with sequence similarity 227, member A (gene FAM227A). The transcript is spliced from 15 exons. Lineage: Eukaryota; Metazoa; Chordata; Mammalia; Dermoptera; Cynocephalidae. Bases 1 to 1650 code for a protein of 549 amino acids. The record is from RefSeq and is a predicted model, not a curated record.
AUGGAUUAUUUCAGGAAGAUGGACGUCAUCAACCUCACUGCCUUACCAAUGAUACAAGUGGAUGGAGACCUGACUGUCUCACCUGUUACUCGGACUGCAAUGGAGAAUGCUGUGAGGAAGGAGUUACAGGACAAUCCACCCUGUAUCCUUCUGGUGGUGUCGCCUACAAUCAGACCAGAUACACCUAACUCGAAUCACGCCAUAGAGGUCCUCGACGUUCACCCCAGCUCUCAACCUUUAGAUCACUACCUCAGGAAAGGCCUUGCCUACACCCUCAACCCCAAGACUAGUGUAGACCCGUUUCUGGGCAUGCUCCUGGUAUCCUGUCUCUCCCCACCAGUCUUCAAGAGAGAAAGAAAAUCGCAGUAUUCCUGCAAAGGCUCAGAAGACAGGAAUGCCAAAUCUUUCCUUAUAAAAAGGAAAACAGCAGAUAAAAAUCUGCUGGCGGAGCUGUACCAGCACCCCAAAUUUAACGACUCUAGGCCAAACAAGCUUCCAAAUGGGGUGGAAUUCUGUGACAUGGUGGGCAACGUAAUCCGGGCAGAGAGAAACCCCAUUAGUGGCAAGUCUUUCUGUUCAGGUAGAGAAUUAGAGAAGUUUCUCUCUUCUCCUUCUCUAAGAACCAUAUGGCUGGAUAGCUUCUGGUGGAUAUUUCAUGAAAGGUACAAGCCAAACAAGGAGAUCCAAAAUAAGCUGUUUGACAGGAUAGCCCGACACUACGCCUUCCUUUUGUUUCAUGGACCCAGGUCCCACUACGAAGAGGCGCUCUUAAAAAGGUUGCCAUCGCUCCUGAGCAAAGCCCUGUACACCAGCUUCUGUUGCUGCUUCCCACAGUCCUGGUUCAACACUCACGAAUUCAAGUCUGACAUCUGUAACACAGUGAGCCUGUGGAUUUCAGGCACAUAUCCUUGUCCACAGAGCUAUAAUAGCUGGGACUACUCAGAACUAGAUCCAGAGAGAUUCCGGAGAGAAGAAUUACUGUUACAGAGAAGAAAACUGAUAACAGGAAAAGAGUUUUCUUUCUUCACUUGUAAAAGAUCCUCCUUCCAGAAGCCAGCCCAGAGCAGGAAAUCCAGCCACUCUCAGGUGACAGUGAGGAAUAGUGCCAGGCAGCAUCAUUGUCACACCCUGGUCAUCAGGAAGGCUACACAACAAGUCAAGAGGAUAUCAGAAGCAAGAGAAUGUGUGAAAGUGUUUUCUAAACAGUCUUAUCCUGCCUGCAAAAUCCCUGCACUGACUUCAAACCUCUUCAACAUUUAUGGGAAGAGUCCUCUGAUUGUGUACUUCCUCCUGAAUUACUCCAGGCUGCAGCACCAUGGUGAGGACGUGCUGAUCACCAGGAGGGAAGAGACCAAGAGCAUCCCUGAGUCCACCCCGACGUAUGCUGACAUCAUCAGCCUGACUCUGAGCAACAUGAAGAAGCGAAAAGACCACCUCAGUCAGUUGUACCGGCUUCACCGGAGUGAAUGGAAUUAUUUUGAUAAGUACCUGAAGGAACUGCAAGACAACUUCUUCAGGGAGGUGAAAAAUAUUGAUCAAAAAAUGGCAGAUAAAAAAAAGUCAAGCCACACGUUCAUCCCACCUUCAACCUGCAAUGAAGAAUUCCUUGACAAGAGACCUAAGGAAGGAAAAGGAGGGGAAAAGAGAUGA